AUUCAUCCAUCCGCUCGUGAACCUAUUCCUUUUGUAGAAAAUUUCCCUCCUUUUUUCUAACCGCUUAUUCCGCCGUCGAGAAAGCUCCGAUCCGAUCCGCUGCUAGGGUUACGAUCUCGGAGCAGGAAGACGGUGUAAUGACUGAUGGAUUUUAAAGGUGGGGAAAAGAAGUGUAGCAGUAGUAAAUCCUCCUUGGUCUACGAGGCACCCCUUGGUUACACUGUAGAGGACGUUCGACCAAACGGAGGAAUCAAGAAAUUCAGAUCUGCUGCCUACUCCAACUGCGCACGCAAACCAUCCUGAGGCCCCCCUGUACUGUGCUUUUUCAUAACCACAAUCAGUGGUUAAAUUAUAGUUAGUUAAAACAUAUCAUCUGCUCUCUCAUACUUUCCUUCUUCACUCGCUCUCUCUUUUAAACUCAAGAUGGCCUUGUCAACCUCUGCAAUUGGAUUUGAAGGCUACGAAAAGAGGCUUGAAAUCUCAUUCUUUGAGGUUGGGAUAUUUUCUGACCCUCAAGGCCGGGGCCUCCGAGCCCUUUCUAAGGAGCAAUUGGACAAAGUUCUGAACCAGGCUCAGUGCACUAUUGUCUCAUCAUUAUCGAAUUAUGAAGUUGAUUCCUAUGUUCUUUCUGAAUCCAGCCUCUUUGUGUACCCAUACAAGAUUAUCAUUAAAACUUGUGGCACUACAAAGCUGCUACUUUCUAUUCCUCCCAUCCUAGAGUUGGGCGAUGGGCUCGGCCUCGAUGUGAAAUCGGUGAAAUACACUCGUGGGAGUUUUAUCUUUCCUGAGGUUCAGCCAUACCCACACCGUAAUUUCUCUGAAGAAGUUGCCAUUCUUGAUGGUUACUUUGGUAAACUCGGUACAACGGGUAGCAAAGCCUAUGUGAUGGGUGGUGGUGAUGGAAAACAGCAGCAAUGGCAUGUUUACUCUGCAUCUGCUGAAUCUGCAGAAAACAUGUUUCCCAUUUAUACCUUGGAGAUGUGCAUGACUGGGUUGGACAAGAAGAGUGCAUCUGUGUUUUUCAAGACAGAAUCUAGUUCGGCUGCUGUGAUUACUGAUGCUUCUGGGAUUAGAAACAUUCUUCCCGGAUCGGAGAUAUGUGAUUUUGAUUUCGAACCGUGUGGGUACUCGAUGAAUGGUGUUGAGGGAGGCAAAAUCUCUACAAUUCAUGUGACCCCAGAAGAUGGGUUCAGCUAUGCAAGUUUUGAAGCCAUGGGUUAUGAUUUCAAAGAUGUGAAGCUGGAUGCCCUUAUCCAGAGAGUGUUGGCCUGCUUCCAACCUGCUGAAUUCUCUGUUGCUUUGCACUGUGACUGUGACUGUGGUGACUCCAUUGAUUCUGUGUUGAAUGUUGAUGUGGAAGGAUAUGGGUGUGGAGAAAGGAGCUAUGAAGGCCUUGGCAAGGGAGGGUCAAUUAUGUACUGUGGCUUCACUAGUACUGCUACUUGUGGGUCUCCCAGAUCAACCCUGCUCUGCUGUUGGAGUGAAAAUGAGGACGAGGAAGGAGAGAAGAAACACUUCUAAUCAGAUGAUCAUCUACUUUUUCUUCUCUAUUACUAUUUUUUUUUUCAUAAUAUAUUUAGUAUAUGAUUAA
This is a messenger RNA of Ipomoea nil (Japanese morning glory), 1591 nucleotides long. Its product is annotated as S-adenosylmethionine decarboxylase proenzyme-like. Gene Ontology annotation, cellular component: cytosol. Gene Ontology annotation, biological process: spermine biosynthetic process; spermidine biosynthetic process. Gene Ontology annotation, molecular function: adenosylmethionine decarboxylase activity. The record is from RefSeq and is a predicted model, not a curated record. Lineage: Eukaryota; Viridiplantae; Streptophyta; Magnoliopsida; Solanales; Convolvulaceae. The coding region runs from base 424 to 1521 and encodes 365 amino acids. The transcript is spliced from 4 exons.